AUGACCCUACAAAGGCUGAGCAGUUUUUUUGGAGAGGCUUCUGGUGUCAACGCUUUUUUGGCCAUUGCACCGGUGUCAUCUGAGUGUGUUUCUGUGGAGUUGAGGAAACGAGCCCGAUUGUUGCAUGUAAAUCACCAAGAGCCUUACGUUCUUUCCCGGUUGGCGGCGUCUGCGGCGCUGUCAUCUACACUGAAUGCCUCAAUUUUGUUUGUGGGUGCGAGAGAGGAGGCGCGGCAGUACGGCGCCAUUCUUUCACUCUCCCAUGAGGACACCAUUGGUGGUGCUGUAGCGUGGCGCGAUAACACGCCGUUUGCCUUUGGCAUUGAUGUGGUUGAUAUAAAGCGGCUAGCUUAUGUUAGGAGGCGGUUUUCCCACUUUGGUGCGCGUUGGAUGCCGCGUUGUCAGCCAUCAUCUUUGGAUGCUGCUGACUUGGCGUACGUCCAGAUGACGUACGGCGAUUGCAUCGAUCCGGUGGAUGUAGUUUUGGCACAGCACUGGGGUCUUCGCGAGUGCUGCGUUAAGCUUGUCGGUAUUGUGGGACGCUCAUUCCCAUUUGAGUGCUUCCGUGGUCCAGUUGCACUGUUUCCCAAACAUUUUGAGGCACACGUUAUAGGAAGUGGGGGCGAGGCGCUGCAGUCCGCUGGCCUUCACUCGAACCUUUUCGUCUCUUUGUGGCCGCAUGUUCUGCAGCUGCCGUCUGGGGAGCAAAGAGCAUUCGUGACCGUUGUGGCUGCUUGUCCCAGAAGCCAGCGACGCUAG
Molecule: messenger RNA, 759 nt
Organism: Trypanosoma rangeli
Lineage: Eukaryota; Euglenozoa; Kinetoplastea; Trypanosomatida; Trypanosomatidae
Product: holo-[acyl-carrier-protein] synthase
Exons: 1
Coding region: 1-759 (252 amino acids)
Source: RefSeq, a predicted model, not a curated record